AUGAACCAGCUAGGAGCUUUAGCCCAAGUUUCACGUUUCACUCAAAACUUUUCAAUGGAAAAUAUCAAGAGUGAGUUUCAAUCCUUGCAAUCCAAACUGGCAACCCUUCGCACCCCGCAAGAAUUUUUCAAUUUCAAGAAAAUUUCUAAACCUCAAAACUUCGGGGAAGUCCAAUCUAGAGUGGCUUAUAAUCUGAAAUACUUUUCCAGUAACUAUGGUUUGAUUAUUGGUUGUUUGAGCAUCUACACAUUAUUGACAAAUUUGUUGCUACUCUUUGUCAUCGUUCUAGUCGUAGCUGGCAUUAUUGGUAUAAAUAGACUUAAGGGUGAAGAGCUGGUAACUCCAUUUGGCUCUUUCAAAACCAACCAAUUAUACACUGGAUUGAUUUGUGUUGCUGUGCCAAUAGGUUUCUUAGCUUCGCCAAUCUCAACUUUGCUAUGGUUGAUUGGUGCUUCCGCAGUCAGCGUCUUCGGACAUGCAUCAUUGAUGGAAAAGCCUAUCGAAACUGUAUUUGACGAAGAAACUGUUUGA
This is a messenger RNA of Saccharomyces paradoxus, 531 nucleotides long. It is a transcript of the gene YIP3, whose product is annotated as Yip3p. The transcript is spliced from 2 exons. NCBI's taxonomy places the organism in Eukaryota, Fungi, Ascomycota, Saccharomycetes, Saccharomycetales, Saccharomycetaceae. Gene Ontology annotation, cellular component: Golgi apparatus. The record is from RefSeq and is a predicted model, not a curated record. The coding region runs from base 1 to 531 and encodes 176 amino acids.